GCUUGAAGCGGCUCAGGCUGGGGCCGCCUCCGAGUCGCGCGCGGGGCGUGGGGCGGUGUUGGGCAGGCGAGGCUGAGGCGAGCUCGACACCGGGACUGUCCAGGGAGGCGCAGCGCAGCGCGGCGGGAGCCCUCAACCCGAGCAGCCCCGGAGCAGGAGCAGCCACCGCCGCCGCCGUCCACGGAGCGCAGCCGAGCCGGCCAUGGCGUUGUCGAUGCCGCUGAACGGGCUGAAGGAGGAGGACAAAGAGCCCGUCAUCGAGCUCUUCGUCAAGGCUGGCAGUGAUGGUGAAAGCAUAGGAAACUGCCCCUUUUCCCAGAGGCUCUUCAUGAUCCUUUGGCUCAAGGGAGUUGUAUUUAGUGUCACAACCGUGGACCUGAAGAGGAAGCCUGCAGACCUGCAGAACUUGGCUCCUGGGACCCACCCACCGUUUAUAACUUUCAACAAUGAAGUCAAAACGGAUGUAAAUAAGAUUGAAGAAUUUCUUGAAGAAGUCUUAUGCCCUCCCAAGUACUUGAAGCUUUCACCAAAACACCCAGAAUCAAAUACUGCGGGAAUGGACAUCUUUGCCAAAUUCUCUGCAUAUAUCAAGAAUUCAAGGCCAGAGGCUAAUGAAGCGUUGGAGAGGGGUCUCUUGAAAACCCUGCAGAAACUGGAUGAAUAUCUGAAUUCUCCCCUCCCUGAUGAAAUUGAUGAGAACAGUAUGGAGGACAUUAAGUUUUCUACGCGUAAAUUUCUGGAUGGCAAUGAAAUGACAUUAGCUGAUUGCAACCUGCUUCCCAAACUGCAUAUUGUCAAGGUGGUGGCCAAAAAAUAUCGCAACUUCGAUAUUCCGAAAGGAAUGACUGGCAUCUGGAGAUACUUAACUAAUGCGUAUAGUAGGGAUGAGUUUACCAAUACCUGUCCCAGUGACAAGGAAGUUGAAAUCGCAUAUAGUGAUGUAGCCAAAAGACUUACCAAGUAAAAUAUCACUUACGAGAGAGAUGUCUUCGCAUCUUCCCCUAAGCAUCUGCUUUUCCUAACAGACUGCUCCUGUUCCUAUUACGUAGAAAUUGUAUUUUGCAUGAAUGUGCAGUUAUUCAAGAUUAGGAUAAAGGAUAGACAAGGUAUAGUAGCUAUCUUUAAAUAUGCACUCCUAAGCAGUAUUAUGUUCAAAUUCUUUAUCCUGUCUCCCUCCCCUGCCCCGUACCCUCCUCUCCUCUGAUUCGGAGACACUCCGCCACACUGUCCCCUUUAGAGGUAGCUCGCCAUCCCUCCGGAGCCCAGCACUGUCUGUUCACUGUGGACAGAGGGCAGAACUUUUGGGUGCAAUGUGUAACUGUUAAAGGAGCACCCCCGACCUCAUCAGUCAGCCCCAAACUGGUGCACAAUGCAUGGUACAAGGAAUAUUUAUGUAUUUGGGGGAUUAUAUAAUAUUUAGCAAGAGUAUAUUGAAAGGAUUGCUACUGUAUCAGAACUCUCUGCUUCAGUUCCGUCUGUCCGGGGUAUGGCACCGCCAGUGAAGAGAGCCUCAUGCAGAAAGUCACUACAGGUUUUGCUGUUUUACUUUGUACAUGGAUUUUUACUUUUGCCUAAAAGCAUUUACCCUUCUUAUCAGUUACAACAUCUGAUAUUAUGCAGAAGCUGAAAGUUUAGAGAGAGGGAUGGGAUAUUCUCAAGAUCUCCCUCAAGCAUUUUAUCUAUAUGAGCAGAACCAAUGGGCACCUGCUACUCUGUCCAAAUGUGUUGUUUUUUGUGUGUAUUUCGCCCAGUGCCGUUCGUUUGGAACUUUAUUGCUUUCCUCCUCUAUUUUACAAAGCUCCUUUUUAGGUCCACAUAGACCUUGCUCUCUGUAGAUCUUUGAGUAACACUACAUAAACUGAUAUUUAGUUGACUUAGCUGUAGCAGUACAACAACCUGUAAUGUCAAAAUUAACACAGAUAUUAACCUAAGGAAUGUAGGGUGGGUUUGUCAAAAUGUCAAGCAGAACUUUGUUUCUGAAGCAUAUUUAAUUAAUGUGGAUAAUCUAAAGGAAGCAUUAUCCAUCUUAAAUUAAAAACGAGGUAAAACACACAUUACCACCUUUUCCGUUCCACCCCCGUUGACUGUUAAACGUUGGGGUAGAGGGUGGUUCACUCCAUUGGGACUAAAUCGUAGUCGUUGUGGUGAGGACGUAUUUACUGCAGUUUUGCCUCAGCUCAAUCAUUGUACUUCUUUCAAUUAAAUUUUUCUAAAGCCACAUUGAGGAAUAGCACUCUGCAUGUUUGUUUUUUUAAAAAUCGAAGUCCUAAACCAGGAAUGAUUUGUGCUCUAACAAGGGAGGAUGAACUUGGUAAAAAUAAAACAGAAAUUUGCUAUGGAUUUAUUCAUUAAAAAUGGACUUUCGAAGUACUACUGCUCCAAAGACCGUGGUUGUAACUAUAAUACAUUUUUGGUAAUUUUUUUAUAUGUAACUUGUUUAAGAAGUGCUAUUUCUCAUAGGCUGUUUUUGGAAAUUUAAGUAUAUUAUUGCUUUAAAAUGGCAAUGUUUUCCCCCCUUUGGUGUGUUAACAUUUAGUAAUCACUGGUGUUAUGGAAACAGCCUGAUUUUUAUAAGCAUAUACUGCAUUAUUUAACCUAUCAGUAAUUAGCUUGGUAUAGAACGAUAAGCUCCAUAUUGUAUCCACUUGGCUCAGGGAGGUUUCUUUGCCUUGCCCUUCUUAGAACUCCUUAUUGCUGAUCAAAAGUUUGGGCACCCACCUUUUUGUAAUUAAAUAUUGGAUGAUGAUGACUUACCUGGUUGCGAGAAAAGCACUCAGGUUAUCACUGGGAAGGUCUGCAGUGGUAGCUUCAGUGGGUGAAAACGUCAGCGUGUGCACUAGGACACAGGCAGCCAUCACCACUUCUCCCCUCCUUUUAAAAUAGUAGUAACUUGAUACUGAACCUCGCCUCAUGGCUCUCAAAGUAUGAAAAAGAUUCAAGAGAAGGAUCUGUUCUUUCCAGUGAGCAGGGGACAAAGUGGUGCAGAAUACAGGGGCUAAUGAGGACAGAGGUACAUUUCUCAAAAUAGAGGGAUGAAAAUCACAUUCUGAAAUUCAGUUGUGAACUAUUUUCACUUUGGAUAUUUAUUCUCCUCGUUGUCUUUUUAAAAUUUAUCCCAUGAUUGUACUUGGCUCUCUCUCUAGAUGUCCAAGGAAGGCAGGUCUGUCUGUUUUGAUUUUGAUGUAGAAAGACAGAUCUUACUACUUUAUCAGGGAAGAUAGAUGAAAUUGAGAUUGGCAAAUGGACAAAAGCUAGGAAGAAGGAUGAUCCCAGAACAUGAUCCCCCCUCCCCCAUUUUAUACUUGUGUGAAAGAUCGUAGCUUAAAAUCUGGGGAGAUUUUAGGGCAUAAAAGUUUUCAUGGUAGUUUAUGAACUGAUAAAAUCCAGAUCAUCUGUUACUAUUUCUACAACUACUAAAUCCUUUCCCCUUUUAUUUAAACCCCUUCUGUUCCACUUCAACACGAUUAGAGUCUGAAUGGAAACUCUCAGUAUUUUCCAAGGAAUUCUGAGGAAUUUUUGUGUUGAAAGCUCUUUACUGUUUCAGUUGAUAUAACUUCCUUUUUUUAAAAAAAUGUAGAUGCAAAUUUUCUAUACCCCUCUGCUGUCUUUUAUUAGGAUCAUUGACUUUUGUGAUGAAAAUCAUGUAAGAUUGGAUUUCUUGAUAACUCAGCUUACACAAUUUAUUUUUAAACUCUUGAGCAAUCUGUGUACAAUUAAGAGAUUUCUGACAUUUAUUCUUACACGAAAUUCAUCAACUCUAGAAUUUAGGCAUUUUAACGUCUGUUGAGUUUUGAAUCUCUCCAGGGUUGCAUAGAUAGCGUUUGUUUCUGUACAUUUAAAAUAGCCAUUUAGGAAAUAUCUGCAAGGUAAAAAAUGAGAAGAAAUAGCAAUGUAUUUUUUCACGAACAUUUUGAUACACAUUUCAUCGUUUAUUGAUUAACCAUUUUCUUACACUGGUUAUAAUCAGUAUUUGAUUCAGAGAGGGAAGCAUUCUUUAUUGAUACACUAUAUGGGCUUUUUUUUUUUAAUUCCAUCCUUUACAAAUGAUCAAGAUUGGGGCUGUCGAAAUCAUAUUUUUAUCAUGGAAAAAAUUUCAACUCCCUAAGUCCUAACAUUGAACAGAAUUGGAGUAUUUUCUUUAGAAUUACUUGAAAAGGCAAAUGAAAGCUUAUUAUAGAAUGCUUGUAUUUUCUUUUCUCUCUCUAGAACCAGUAUAUUGCUGGCAGCUAUUGUAUUAAAAAAAUAAAGUAUAUUUUCACUAGCAUAAAAGGUUCUUUUUUCCCCCCUCAUGAAAAUAAAUAACAACAUGGGGUAAAAGUAUUUUAUUUGAGACUACUUUUUUCCAUGAGUGGGUGACUCAGCACAUUUAAUAGAUUAAAGAGGAAAAAAUCAUAUGGUCAUUUUGGUAGGUGCAUAAAAUAAUUUGAUAAAAACUCUCAUGAUUUUCAUUCUUGGCAAAGUAGGGCCAGAGGUAAAAAUUUUUUAACUUGAAAAGCCAUCUGCCAAGAACCUACAGCAAAUUUCAUAGGUAAAUGUGAAACAAAAGUCCUCCCAUUAAAGCCAGGAAUAAGACAGGAUUGCCUUCUAUCACAGCUAUUAUUUGGCUACUUUCUACAGCUACUUUAUUAGAAGCAUCCUAGUCAAUGCAGUAAAAUCCAUAGAAAGAAUAGGGAAUGGAAAAGAAGGGACCAAAUGGCUGCUCUUUGCAGAUGAUGCAUAUACAUAAAGGAAAUCCAAAAUAACCUAUCAGAAAUAAUAAAAUUUAGCCAGAUUACUAGAUAAAAUAUUGAAAAAAUAGAAUUACUAUAUACUAAUAUUAACCAUAUUAAAAUUAAUAAACUAGUAACAUUGGAUGACAUUUCUUCUGGACAAAACCUGGGUGACUGAGGAAAAUGGAAAAUUGUCAAUGUAUACUUUUUUGAGCUUUGAGAAAUUUAUAACAUACAUUACCUAUUCUAAAAAAUAAAAUGCUUUAAAAGAUAAA
Molecule: messenger RNA, 4984 nt
Organism: Ailuropoda melanoleuca (giant panda)
Lineage: Eukaryota; Metazoa; Chordata; Mammalia; Carnivora; Ursidae
Gene: CLIC4
Product: CLIC family member 4
Exons: 7
Coding region: 203-964 (253 amino acids)
Source: RefSeq, a predicted model, not a curated record